AUGAAAGCCACCUACUGGGAAAGCGAAUCGAUUGCGGAGAAACGUGCAAGACGAGAGAAAGAAGCUAUCACAGAUGAUGAAGACAUGGCUAGAAAUCUCGGCCAGUCAGCGUUUCCGUUCGCGGGCGCAAAAAAUUUUCCACGCAUGUGCGUGACACGUUCGCGUGACUUGUAGUAAACAUAAAAAUCAACGUCUUUUUACAAAGAGUUGAAUAACUUGAGCACAGCUGAUUUUUAUGAAUAUUCAACGAGGAUCAAUAUUAAAAGAAAGGCCGUAAAGUCAUCGCGUGAGUUGUUCGAGGUCGAGCGGGUAAUUUCGCGAAGAAAUCGACGAGGAAAGGUAAAUUUAUACGUUUGUAAAUUUAUAUGCUUCUGUUCACUAACUAUACUCCCAUAUUUCGUCGGCAAUCUCUGGUGACAAAUGUGUUUUAUCAAAUAUAUAAACGCUCGAAUAUAUUGAUAUUGUAUUACAGGUAGAUUAUUAUGUAAAAUGGAAAAAUUAUUCCAGCCUGGAAAACACUUGGGAGCCAGAGGAGAACCUGAAUGCUGCUGCAAUAAGGUAACAUUGAUUUGUUUUAAAGUUUAUUAACUUUAGCUGUUAGCACGACUAUAAACAUUGUAGGCAAAUAAGAAUUUGUUGUUUUUAUAUAGACUAGCUUUGUGCUAGUUAGACUGUUGGUUAAGCUCAACCUCAUCCCCAUGGUCUUUCUUCUUGAAAGGGAUGCAUGUAUUCUUAAAAUGUAUUUAAUAUUUUGUCUUUCACUUCAGAGCUUUUGAAAACCCAGCAACGGCAGAGGAUAUGAUUCAGGAUGCAAGGGAUUCUUUGGCAUGCGCGCGGCAUCCUGGAACAACUGAAAUCAAAAA
Paramuricea clavata is the source of this 863-nucleotide messenger RNA. The record is from the annotation of a GenBank genome assembly. NCBI's taxonomy places the organism in Eukaryota, Metazoa, Cnidaria, Anthozoa, Malacalcyonacea, Plexauridae.